UUCUUACCAAGCAGUCUUUUAAUACUGAUCCAUGUGUGACGCGUAUUUUCUAACAAUCAAUUUAUAUUACACGAUUUAUGAGCGUCGUUGUGGUUGUAAAAGAAAUUUUAUGUGUUUUUAAUGGAAAACUGUGAUAAGACUUUAGAGAGUUUUUUGUUUUUUGUUUAAGUAUGAAAAAACUGGUUUUAUUCAGCUGCGUUGGUGGAAAUUGUGGAAAACUCAAUCAGUUCUUAUGCUCUCUGUUGAUAUGUAUUCCUACGUUUUCUUAUGGAAACAGUAUAGGAUGGAUGUCACCAAUGACAUUAUUGUUGCAAUCACAAGAGUCUCCAAGGGAAACACCGCUAACAGAUUUAGAGAUCUCAUGGAUGGCUUCCCUUCCGUACAUUGCAUGUGUGCCAGGAACGUAUUUAAUGGCAUUCAUUGGGGAUAAAUUUGGAAGGAAAAAUGCUUGCCUAUUCAUGUCUGCUGUUGGUACAAUAAUCUGGAUCUUAAAGUUGUGUUCCCUGAAUUUUUGGGUAUUUGUUGUUGCUCGGACAUUAGUAGGCAUAACAAUGGCUGGAUCCUGCGUCACUUGUCCAACUUAUAUCAGGGAGAUAAGUGAAGACAGCAUACGAGGGGCCCUAGGAUGCUGGCCAUCCUUGUUCACUGCAAUUGGAAGCCUAUUUGCGUACAUUAUCGGAGAUUUAUUAAGUUACAACGCCAACUUGUGGAUAUUCACGUGCAUCCCAGCGCUACAUUUUGUGGUCUUUUUAAUGAUGCCAGAAUCACCAUCAUACCUUGUCAGGAAUGGUGAAAUGGAGAAAGCAACUAACAAUCUAUCAUGGCUUCGGCGACACAAAACCACAGAUGCAACGAUCAAACAAGAAUUAGAUGUAAUUAUGAAGGAACAAAAGAAAGAUGAAGAAAAUAAGCAGCUUAUGUUAAAAAAUAUUGUCUCUGACAAGAUACUCUUCAAGGCGUUCCAGAUCUCUUUGAUGGCUGCUUUAUCUAGGGAACUGUGCGGUGCAGUUCCUGUACUUAAUUUUGCUGGAGAUAUAUUUAACUUGGCUUCGAAAGAAGGCACAGGAUUGGUUAUAUCUCCUAAUCAGCAAGCCAUGAUGUUAGGAGUUGUACAACUGUGCGGGACAAUGCUAGCGUCCAGUGUGGUUGAGAAAAGUGGACGGAAAAAUCUCCUGUUAGUUACAACUCUCAUAUCAGGUGUGAGCAUGUGUUUGAUAGCCUCGUGGUUCCUCAUAAGAGAUUACAACAUCCACUCCUCAGCUUGGGUUCCCGUCAUCACGCUUUGCCUUUGUAUCUUCUGUGACGCCGCAGGACUUAUGCCAUUGUCCGUCGUAAUCACCGGAGAAAUAUUCUCUUAUAAGUACCGAGGUUCAGUGCUUGCAACAACAAUGGCCAUAGCAUCUGUAGCUGACUUCUUCCAACUGUUAUUCUUCAAGCCGUUAGCUAACUCCGUCGGCGUCUAUGCGGCAUUCUAUUUCUUCGGAUUAAUGUGCCUUCUAACUUCACUCUACGUUAUCGUUGUUGUCCCAGAAACAAAGAACAGACCUUUAGAAGAAAUCUAUGAUGAUUUACGUCCGGCUAAAGGUAGAGUAAAUAUUGAACAGAGACACGUAAUUUGAACAGCAAAAAUAUUAUUUUAAUUUCGUGUUAUUAAUGAAUUGAAGAACAAUUGAUAUUGUAAUUAUUACAGUUUACAGAAAUAAUAAAUGUAUGUCAAUUU
Leptidea sinapis is the source of this 1720-nucleotide messenger RNA. Its product is annotated as facilitated trehalose transporter Tret1-like. The record is from RefSeq and is a predicted model, not a curated record. NCBI's taxonomy places the organism in Eukaryota, Metazoa, Arthropoda, Insecta, Lepidoptera, Pieridae. The transcript is spliced from 10 exons. Gene Ontology annotation, molecular function: transmembrane transporter activity. The coding region runs from base 171 to 1619 and encodes 482 amino acids. Gene Ontology annotation, cellular component: membrane. Gene Ontology annotation, biological process: transmembrane transport.